CUUCUAUUUUCAGGUUUUCUGCUGGAAAAGUGAUGGGCCGGCCCUAAUCCGAUGGAUGAUACGCCGUUUUACCAAUUCUUGCCAGAAUGGUAACUUAUUAUUAGUGGCCAACGACAUUAGAAUAUUUGCUGAAAAGAAUCGAGUCUCAUUCCUCAACAUUUCCCCAAGCAAAAAAUUCGUCAAAGACACGCUAGACACUCAUUCGCUCAGAUUUGGAGCACCGGCACCAAUUAUUUUGAGUUGGUUCAUCUACCGAGCACUCCUCGUGGACAGUCUGUCGUUAAUGCAAAUAUCUGAUUUCUCAAUGCACCCGAUUUCGUGCUGGAAAUCUAUUGCUCUUGCUGGAAGUCACGAUAACACUACAGAUGUGACAUUUUUCCUAGACUCAAAUUUGUGCACUUGUGAACGAACGGAUGCAAUUGUCAUCGUUUUGUCCAAUCCGCAUUUUCGCCGGAUCUUGACGGAACGCAAUACAACUUAUCCAAAAAAGGUUGUUACCAUUCCUGCGAGUACCAAGUUAGUAGGAACUGCUUGUGAUGAGCGAUUCUGCUAUGUGAUGACGUUCGACAGGGCUAUCUCAUGUGUCCAAGGCUUGCCGAUGAAUGCUAAAGCGUCGUAAACUGCAAAUGUUCGAUAAUUAAUACUACACGUUCCCGCAGCCGUGGAUCUUCAUGAAACUAGUACUCAAGAACUGAUGCGAAAGGAGGAACAAGCGCGAAAUAACCUUGGUUUUUGCUCAUCACCUUGCUUUUCAUCGCAAUUCCAGUUCUAUGUAUGUAACGUGUAUUAGACAUUUAGUCAUGUCUAUUCUUCUUUCUCAUAAGAAAAUUUCAGAUGAAAUAAUUUUUGAAUACGAUUUAGUAUAAGGCAAUAUGUUGAUUUUCCAUCGGUCAUUGUAUGCUUAAUCAUUUACUUUGGCGUUGUUCAUAAAGUGUAUGAGUCGAAA
This is a messenger RNA of Cylicocyclus nassatus, 946 nucleotides long. Lineage: Eukaryota; Metazoa; Nematoda; Chromadorea; Rhabditida; Strongylidae. The record is from the annotation of a GenBank genome assembly.